Molecule: messenger RNA, 699 nt
Organism: Papaver somniferum (opium poppy)
Lineage: Eukaryota; Viridiplantae; Streptophyta; Magnoliopsida; Ranunculales; Papaveraceae
Exons: 1
Coding region: 1-699 (232 amino acids)
Molecular function (GO): RNA-DNA hybrid ribonuclease activity; nucleic acid binding
Source: RefSeq, a predicted model, not a curated record
AUGCAUGCUUUGGUCACUUGUCCCUUUGCUAGUAGAGUCUGGUUCAUCUCUGAUUUCAACAUACACACUCAAUUUUUUCAGAACAAUUCUUUUAUUGACUGGCUUCUUUUCUGGUUAAUUGACCCUCGAUCUAAACUCUCUGAGGAUGAUCAAUGUCUCUUUGUGGCUAUCUUAUGGUCUCUUUGGACCAGUAGAAACAAUUUCAUCUUCCAGAACAUUAAGGAAAACUUCACUGCUGUCCUAGCCAGAGCUAGAGCUAUGCUCCUCACUAGAAAAAACAGAAAUCCUAGUAUUUGUGAUAAAUGGACGCCCCCCUCUUUUGGUUGGAUUAAAUGUGAUAUUGAUGGUGCAUUUGAUGAUAUCUCUGGAGCAAAUGGUGCAGGGUAUGUGAUGCGAGACUUCUCAAGAAAAGCAACCUUUUGUGCUUCCUUAGUCUUUGAUGUUCGUUCCGCUGAAGAAGCUGAAGCAAGUGCCAUCUGGGCAGUCCUGAAGAAAGCCGUGGAACAACACUUAACUCACCUCAUCAUAGAAAGUGACGCGAAAUCUCUCAUCGAUCAAUUUUCAGCUGGGAAUUUUGAUGGGGACUCGCGAACGGAUGCUAUCUUUAAAGACAUUCUAUUUUUUUCUUCCAAGUUAUCUGCUUGUAUCUUUAGUUUCCAUCCUCGUUAUUGUAAUUCUGUAGCUCAUGAGCUUGAUUAG